Pyricularia oryzae 70-15 is the source of this 2637-nucleotide messenger RNA. RefSeq lists its product as uncharacterized. The transcript is spliced from 2 exons. Gene Ontology annotation, cellular component: SAM complex. The record is from RefSeq and is a predicted model, not a curated record. Bases 1159 to 2415 code for a protein of 418 amino acids. Lineage: Eukaryota; Fungi; Ascomycota; Sordariomycetes; Magnaporthales; Pyriculariaceae. Gene Ontology annotation, biological process: mitochondrion organization.
AGUUUUUUUCCACAUGGACAGUGUGGCGCUUGACGGCAGCCUCAAUCCUUGAUGCCCUGCUUCAUCCGAUAACCUUACAUACUGAGCUUCAUGCCGUUAAUCUAACGCAUACACGUACAGUUGAUACCUCUGGGAUCUUACCGGCGCCGAAAUCCUUAAGGCUGUCAAAUUUGGCUUGGUUGCCGUUUUCUGGUAUCUUCUUUCUAUACACGUCUUUGACUUUGAGAAGAAACGAAGCCGAGUUUUCCUGUCUCGAAACAUCAACCUGCACAAAACCAAAUCCGUUGCAGACGUGGCUGUGAUUGCAGCGACGAAUUGCCACAUUGAGUGAUCGCAAGGCUUGUUCAUUGGAGGCUAUCGCCAGUAUCACUGGUCCAAGUCUUGGCUGUGAAAGAUCUUAUAUCACCAGGCAUUUGCAUGAGAGUCAUUAAGGUUUAGACAUACAACCAACUGCCCCCCCCCCCCCCCCCCCCCACAGCCUCUCUGUAUCGGCCAAGAAUAUCACCUCCGAGUGCAUAUCCGGCAGCACCAGACCGGCCAGCGAUCACCAUAAUUUUUUCGAUCUCGAGAUCCAUUCUUUGUUGUUGCCAUCGCUUUUAUGCACCGGCAACUCUAAUCUCAUCUUGGCUGUUUCAGAAGGUCAACACUGCUGGCACUUGAGCUGUCUGGCUCUUUCCUCCAGAACAACUGCAUCUAAUAGCCACUUCUGACGGCGGUCUUGUCCACUCGGGUCCGAUACGGCCGGGCUUCUCCAAGUGUUUGUUGGAAAGUAGUCAGCCAUCCCUGCAGUUGCACGCCCUACCCUUCCCUUGCGGGUUUCAGGUCGGUAGAUCACCAGCAUAGUCAUUCCGACCAAAGAAGAGAACGCAGGAACACAUCAGACGAUCCGUUCUUCCUCCCAACCGGCGCCGUCCUUGGUCCAUCCCGGCCCCGACUCUGACUAGGUCCGCGCGAUCUAAAAGCACGGGAUCGGCGAGUUGCAAAACGGGCCUCCCCUGGACUUAAUCUUGGUGGCUCGGUCAAACGCAACGCAAAUCGCCCAGACAAGCACGUGGAGAUAACAGCUGCCUUGUGAAACCCGGCAUCUCUUCCGCGUGAGGCUCGGUCUCAGCCUCGUCUUUACGACUUUACAGUUCUGACCACCAGCCUCGACGAACCAUGGGUCUGUUGCGGCUAUACGUCUGGGGCCCAGCGUUUGGGCUCCCGUCAUUGGAUGCCGAGUGCCUAGCCGUCAUUGCAUAUUUUCAGCAGAACGUGAGACCAGGCGACUAUGAGAUUGUUGCCAGCAGUCCCUCGGCUGUGCCCACCAGCCACCUCCCUGCUCUUCACGACACAAUUACAAACGAAUGGGCAGCAAGCUACCAGGGCAUUCUAGACAUGCUCACCAGCCACCCCAGCAGCAAAACCCAGAAUUCCUCUCCCGAUCCCUCGGCCGCAGCCCGAAUCGCACACUUGACCGCACAGGCAUCCCCCCUUCUCGCACUGUCGCUUUACGUCUCAUCAGCCAACUACGCCGCCACAACACGUCCCGCCCUGUCCUCCGUGCUCCCCUUCCCCCUCGGCUGGACUGAAGCCCCCGCCCGCCGCCGCCUCAUGGCCCGGCGCGCCGACCACCUGGGCCUCUCGGAUCUCGACACCGACGCGGACCCGGAUGACCCGCAGAACCUCAGCGUCGCCGACAGCACGCGCAAGUCCUUCAUCCCUGCGCGACUCCAGCCCCGCGCCACCAAAACCAUCUCGUCAGCCCUGACCCCGGAAGCCAAGGCCCGCUUCCGUCUCGACGCUGCUGCCGCCGCCGUUCUUGACGUAGUGGCCGCGGCGCCGCCCACAGCGGCCUCGCCACCCUCCGCCUACGACUGCCUCGCCUUUGGCUACCUGGCCUUGAUGACGGUCCCGGACCUCCCGCGCCCUUUCCUCGAGGAGUUUGUCAACGCCCGUCACCCUGCCCUGCGCGACUUUGUGACUGACGCUCGAAUCGCAUGGUUCUCGUCGCCAUCACCGUCAUCACUCCCCUGGUCGUCAGACCGGACGCUGACUGCCGACUCGCCGCUUUGCGUGGCCUCGCGCCUUGCCGCGGGCUGCGUCGCGGCGCUUCCCGGUGGCAUGGGCACGGCAUGGUCGGCCUGGGCGCACGGGCGGCGGAGUGGACGGCUGGCGGGCCGGACGACGGGCCGGCGCGGCAGCAUGGAGCACGGCGAGGUCGUAUGGACGCUGGGCUUGGGCGUACUGUCGGCGUCGGUCGUCGCGACCGCUGUGAUGCUGUUGCAGGACGUCGUGACCACGCAUAGGUUCGGUGCCCCGCUGCAGGUAUUUGAGAGGGUGCGGAGAGUUGGGGGUCUAUGGGCUGUAGGUUCUGCCGGUGCGGUUCUGGGCGGCGCCGGUAGGCAAUUGGGUGCUGGGCAGUUUGCGAGGUAGAGAACUCCUCAGGUCCUGGCGCGAACAUGUGUUGUGGAUCAUGUUUGGGGAAAACGCCCAAAACACGCAUGCAUGCCAAAAAGGGAAAAAAAAGAAACAUGGAGCAAGUAGCAAGGCAUACUUGAUGUUGUUCUUUAAGAUAGUUUAGUGUAAUAUCUGUACAAUUCAUCUUCUCUCAAAACAUUAGCUGUCGAAUCAUUUAUCCGACAGCCUUUCCCGCCA